Sciurus carolinensis (gray squirrel) is the source of this 1756-nucleotide messenger RNA. It is a transcript of the gene Pigx, whose product is annotated as phosphatidylinositol glycan anchor biosynthesis class X. The transcript has 8 exons. The coding region runs from base 1 to 999 and encodes 332 amino acids. Lineage: Eukaryota; Metazoa; Chordata; Mammalia; Rodentia; Sciuridae. The record is from RefSeq and is a predicted model, not a curated record. Gene Ontology annotation, biological process: GPI anchor biosynthetic process. Gene Ontology annotation, cellular component: endoplasmic reticulum membrane.
AUGGGAGCUGGGAGUACAACUCAGAUGGAGCUCUUCUUGGAGUACUACACAAUUACUGAAGACUGUCAACGUCUAAACCGCCGGAAGAGGGUUGUUUCCAUCCAACAGCAUAGCACAAAAGCGCACUCUGAGGCCGGGCGGAGUCUGGCGCUGCAGGAAGAGGCUCCUUUUUGCGUCUGCAUCUGGUCCCCGCGCGCUCCUCUCGGGCGUCCGCCCGCCGGCGUCCUGGCUGCCCGGGCUGUGGCUGUCCGGGUCGUGGCCUGGCUGCUCCUCGGGGCGGCUGGGCUCACCCAAACGCUCGCCACCAACUCCACCGACGCCCCCUUCGGUGCUGGCAUAAGGGCUCCUUGUUCUGAAAUUAUUUUAAGGCAAGAAGUUUUGAAAGAUGGUUUCCACAGAGACCUUUUAAUAAAAGUGAAAUUUGGAGAAAGCAUUGAGGACUUACAGACCUGCAGACUGUUGGUUAAACACUACAUCCCAACAGGACUUUUUGUGGAUCCUUAUGAAUUGGCUUCAUUACGAGAGAGAAACAUAACAGAGGCAGUGAUGAUUUCAGAAAACUUUAAUAUAGAAGCCCCAAACUAUUUGUCCAAGGAAUCUGAAGUUCUCAUUUAUGCCAGACAAGAUGCACAGUGCAUCGAUUGUUUCCAAGCCUUUUUGCCUGUGCACUAUCGCUAUCACCGGCCACAUAGUAAAGAUGAAGAAACAUUUAUUGUGGUCAACAACCCACAUUUAUUGAUGUAUUGUGACCAAGAGUUCCCAAUUUUGAGAUGCUGGGCUCAGUCACAAGUGGCAGCUCCUUGUGCUUUGAAGAGUAAGGAUAUCUGCCAGUGGAACAACAUGAAGUAUAAAUCAAUAUAUAAGAAUGUGACUCUACAAGUUCCAGUGGGACUGACUAUACAUACCUCUUUAGUAUGUUCUGUGACUCUGCUUAUUACAAUUCUGUGUUCUACUUUGAUUCUUGUAGCUGUUUUCAAAUAUGGUCAUUUUUCCUUAUAAAUUUUAUUCAGUUUAAUGUUUUCUAUAAACCAAAUAAGAUAUGUUCAUUUGUGAGUAGAGGUGUUCUGCCAGAAUUAACACAUUGCUUUCAUCAUCAUUUGUGACUAAAAUUAUGUUUACCAGAGGAAAUUUUAGGUCACUCUCAACUAAUUCCAAAAUUUAGUGCUCUGUUGUGUGAACCUUGAUAAUUUUCAAGCAUCAAGUACCAAUAGAAGAGGCUUAAUUCUGUUAAAUUAUAUAUUGUGACUUUAUCUUCAUUUGGGAUAGAAAAAUGAGUUCCUUAUUUAUUAGUGAUAAAUCAUUUUAAUUUUUUGAACAGAAACCUUUCAAGUUAAGCUAAAAAUUGAGAAAAUCAUUAUAAAUAAGAAUAAAAUCAUUUGGAUGAAAAUGAAGUUAUUUAAACUUUAAUUUCAUGAGACUAUUAAGGCUAUUCAGAGUUUAACAGUUAAGACAUUAUUAAUAUCAAAAUUGAUUAUUCCUUGAAGCACCUCAGUUCUCCUUUACCUUUUAUAAUAUUUGCAUAGGACUUGAUGAAACAGUACUAAGAUAAACUAUCAAGAUUGUCAGAAAGAGAACUCAGAUUGUCAUUUUAAAGAGUAUAUUUUAAUAAACUGUACAUUUACAAAAAAGAUGGAAUUUCAAGUGAUUUUCUUUUUUUUUUUAACAAAGGGUCUGAUUUACUGUCAUAUUUGGGAUCAUUUUAAAAAAUAAAGUAAAUGACAUAGACUUAAAAAGUAAAACUGUGGGACAUGGUGGC